UGUCAAAAAGUUGUUUUGUUUUUCGCGUUUUUUGUGCACGUCGUACCGAAACGGAAACAUCUCCACGAUUUUGUAAAAUUUUACUGAAGAAAAAAACAAUUACAAUCAAAUUUAAUUUGUUAAAUACACAACAUCAAAAUACCGUUGUUCGAAUAGUGUAAAAGUAGAUGCUGUAGUAAAAAAUGGGCAAAAAGAAGGCUAAUCAACUGGGUCGGUCCCUAAUUAAAGACCGUUUCGGUCAAGGAAACCGAAAGACCGUAGAUAACAAUAGUAUGCUGCACACAACCGAGGUCCAGGAUGGAUACGAUUGGGGACGGUUGAACUUGCAAUCCGUCACGGAGGAGUCGUCCUUUCAGGAUUUUUUACGAACGGCCGAACUGGCAGGUACGGAAUUCCAAGCGGAAAAACUGAACAUCACCUACGUCAACCCGAAGGCAAAGGUUGGACUGCUGACUACAAACGAACGUGUGGCCAUCGAACGGAAGCAGGUGGAUAAGAAAGGAUUGCUAAAGAUUCCGAGGAGGCCAAAAUGGACGAAAGAGACAACCCCCGACGAGUUGCAAACGAUGGAAAAUGAGAAUUUUCUGGACUGGAGACGGGGAUUGGCUGCGCUACAGGAGGAGGACGGGAUGUUGAUGACUCCGUACGAACGGAACCUGGACUUCUGGAGGCAGUUGUGGAGAGUGGUGGAGCGGUCGGAUAUAGUGGUGCAGAUUGUGGACGGUCGUAAUCCGUUGCUUUUCCGGAGUGAAGAUUUGGAACGGUAUGUGAAGGAGGUAGACGAACGUAAGAUGAACAUGAUUUUGAUCAACAAGUCGGACUUUUUAAACGAGGAUCAACGCACGGCUUGGGCACGGUAUUUUGACGAGCAGGGUGUUAGGGUGGCGUUUUUCUCGGCGGCUCAGUCCGUGGAAGAAGCAGAGCGAGAACAAGAGGAACGAGAAGCUGAUGGAGGGCAGGAUGAGGAGGACGGAGAAGUUGAUGAGGAGCUGGGUGAAAAACUGAAGAGUUUAGAGGUGAAAGUCGAUCAAGCGGAAAAAGCACUGGAAAAGUUGGAAGAGAAAAUCGAAGAGCUUACGGAUGAUGGUAGCGCGAGCUCAUCGUUGGAUUCCACUUCCAAAGUACUUAAUAGUUCAAAAAUUUUAACGAAUACUGAACUAAUCGCGUUGUUCAAAGAUUUGCACAAAGAAGAACGAGUAACCAAAGGUUUGGUCACGGUCGGUUUAGUUGGUUAUCCAAACGUCGGCAAAAGCAGUACAAUCAAUGCCGUGUUCCUAGAGAAGAAAGUAUCCGUUUCGGCCACUCCCGGCAAAACCAAACAUUUCCAGACACUUUACGUGGACAGUGAACUAUUGUUCUGCGAUUGCCCGGGUUUGGUUAUGCCGAGCUUCUGCACCACGAAGGCGGAUAUGAUCCUAAACGGUAUUCUACCAAUCGAUCAGAUGCGAGACCAUGUUCCUCCGGUGAAUUUGUUGUGUACGCUCAUUCCAAGGCACAUCCUGGAAGACACGUACGGAAUCAUGAUAACAAAACCGUUGGAGGCCGAGGACCCGAAUCGUCCACCGUUUGCCGAAGAAUUCUUGCUAGCGUUUGCCUACAAUCGGGGUUAUAUGACUGCUAAUGGACAGCCGGAUCAGUCCCGGGGAUCGCGAUACGUCUUAAAGGACUUCGUCAACGGAAAGUUGUUGUACUGCCAUGCUCCACCGAAUGCAGACCAGAAGGAGUUUCAUGAGUUUCCGGAGCGGCAGAAGGGAGAAGUUGACGUUAAGCUGUUGCCACCUCGACAACAAAGAGCCAUGAAGAUGGGCACCACAACUGGCCUCGACGUGGACAAUCAAUUCUUCCACCAACGCUCCGCCACAGGAUUCAUCAAGGGUCGCAGUGAUUUCCCAAACGUUCGGGUACCGGGUGCAGCAAAACCGCAGCAGGAAGCGGGUGUAAUCGUGGCGGGCAAACCGUGGAAACAUCAGAAACGAGAGAAACGGGAAAAGCUCCGCAGGAAGUAUGCCCAUCUUGAUCAGCAUUGAGUACGGGUCAAGGAAACUCGCCAGUUGGUUAAACACUGUCUUUGUAACUUUAUUGUGUUUUGUUGUACAAAAGAGGAAAUUACACAUCUUUUAUAUUAAAUAUAAAUAUGUAUCAUCAUAAUAUAGUUUGCUUACAGAGUAAUAUCGAA
This is a messenger RNA of Armigeres subalbatus, 2176 nucleotides long. RefSeq names its product large subunit GTPase 1 homolog (gene Ns3). Gene Ontology annotation, biological process: ribosomal subunit export from nucleus. Gene Ontology annotation, cellular component: cytosol. Gene Ontology annotation, molecular function: GTP binding; GTPase activity. Lineage: Eukaryota; Metazoa; Arthropoda; Insecta; Diptera; Culicidae. The coding region runs from base 183 to 2027 and encodes 614 amino acids. The record is from RefSeq and is a predicted model, not a curated record. The transcript has 5 exons.